AUGGCAGUGGCAGCUUCAGCUGCAGCAAUGAAUAAUAAUGGGAAUGCCAAUCCAACUACAAGAAGGGAUAAUGUUCAAAAUCAAUCAACCACCAUUGUGUGGAAAUCCCCUCCUAAUAGUUUUGUGAAAAUCAACUUUGAUGAUUUUGUUUACAGGAACUCUGCUGCAGGGGGUUUUAUCAUUCGAGACUACAAUGGUCAACUUUUAUUUGCAGUUGCUAAAAUAUCGGGAAACACAAUAGUACUAGUAGUAGAAGCCACAACACUUGGAGAUAGCCUUGCCAGUGCUCAAGAGAGAGGUUACAGGAAGAUUGAAGUGGAGGGUUACUCAAAGCUAGUAAUUGAUGAUGUUAAUGGAGCUAUCAAUCUGUCUUCGAGACUAAUCAAGAUUAUAUAG
Rosa chinensis is the source of this 396-nucleotide messenger RNA. RefSeq lists its product as uncharacterized. NCBI's taxonomy places the organism in Eukaryota, Viridiplantae, Streptophyta, Magnoliopsida, Rosales, Rosaceae. The transcript has a single exon. Gene Ontology annotation, molecular function: RNA-DNA hybrid ribonuclease activity; nucleic acid binding. The coding region runs from base 1 to 396 and encodes 131 amino acids. The record is from RefSeq and is a predicted model, not a curated record.